AUGUCCGACAAGCAAGAGUACCAGCGCAACCCCACCUUCUACAGCGGCGAGGGCACCCCGGCACCGCAGGUGUACGCUGCGGGAGGUGCAGCCUACGCCCCGGGCAUCUACCAGCAGCAGCAGCAGCAGCAGCAGCAGCAGUUCCAGCCCCAGCAGCAGUAUGCGCCCUACCCGGGUCCCUACGUGCAGCAGCAGCACCCCGUCGUGGCCGUACAUAUGGCGCCCCCCGUCUAUCAUGACUACCACCACCACCACCACGACGAGCAUCUGGGCUGUGCCCGCCUCGGGUGCCUGCUGUCGUGGAUCCCGCUGAUCGGUCUGAUCACGUUCGUCCUCAACGUGGGCGCGCCGAUGGGCUCCCGCCGGCGAAGGCUCGCAUGGAUCUCCCUGUUCGUGGCGGCCUUCAUGGUCUGCUCGAGCCUGGGCCUCGUGUUCGUCCUCUACUUCACCGCCUUUGCCGCAGCCAACGCCAACCACUAA
This is a messenger RNA of Acanthamoeba castellanii str. Neff, 480 nucleotides long. RefSeq lists its product as uncharacterized. The coding region runs from base 1 to 480 and encodes 159 amino acids. Lineage: Eukaryota; Discosea; Longamoebia; Acanthamoebidae. The record is from RefSeq and is a predicted model, not a curated record. The transcript has 3 exons.